GUCAUCGGGAGGUUUUCUUUUUUCUCACGUGCAUGUGCGAAAUAAACGUGUCUUUUUUUAAUCGUAGUGUGAAAGAUAUGAAUUUUGAAGUCGUCGGAACGUCAAUACAUGGUAACUAAUCCCAUGGAGCUCGAGUGUAAAACCGAGUCCUCGCUGUGGACCUCAUUUAAUGGAAAGAAAAGGAAGAAGAAUGCCGAUCAUCAGCAUCGGCAGCAGCAGGAGAUCGACGCGGCUAAGAGGGUCAAACGCGAGCAAGGUGUCGCCGAUGAGACGGAGGAAGUGGAGCCCCGGAUCUCCGCGCUUCCCGACCGCCUGCGACGUCCCAUCACGGCCGAGGAGUUGACAGAGCUGCUGCACUACGCCGCUCUUGGGGGAACGGGAGUCAAACAGCCGAGUUGGUGUGUUCUCCUCGGGCAAAACCGUGUCAACGGGGUGAACGUCGCGGUGGUGGAGGGUGUCGGCCAAAGUGACUUUUACAAACAUUACAUCACCCUCAGGAACCUGAGGACCAAAUACAGCAACCGUUUGACCUUCGCGUUGUCCACCAGCUGCACCCGCCUGCUGUCUACAAUAUUCAGCAGUGACGUGGACACGGCAGAGGAUUUGCCCGGGUUACAGGAAGACAAGGACAACGGCAGGUUGCACAAAGUCCUGAGGACUCACCCGGUGGUCCUGAAGUACGGUACGAGUAAGCGUGGCCUAACGGCCUACGUGCUAACCCAGGAGGAGAUGAUCAAGCGGCAUUACCCCGUGAAAGGUCUGCCGGGCUUCGAGGACUUCGCGUGCGCCGACUGCGGCGACGUCGCGGACGCCAGCCCGCUUUUUGGACUCGACUGCGAAAUGUGUCUCACAGUGAAGGGCUACGAGUUGACCCGAGUCUCCCUGGUGGACGGCGAGGGGAAGUGCGUGAUGGACCAGCUGGUCAAACCGGACAACAAAAUACUCGACUACCUCACCAGGUUCUCUGGCAUCACGGCGGCCAUGUUGCAUCCAGUCAGGACCACUUUGCGGGAUGUCCAAGUGCGUCUGAGGUCGCUGUUGCCGCGCGACGCCGUACUCGUGGGUCACGCCGUCAACAACGACCUGGUGGCUCUGAAACUGAUCCACCGUCACGUGAUUGACACGUCGCUGCUGUACAGGAGGGAGUUUGGCCAGAGGUUCAAGCUGAAAGUUCUGGCUGAGGUGGUACUCGGAAGAAGCAUCCAGACCCAGGAGGAGAAAGGACACCAUCCCGUAGAGGACGCCUUGGCCGCCUUGGAUCUAGCCAAAUACUUUAUAUGCAAGUCGCCUCUGAAGGUUGUUGAGAAUCACCUGAAGGAACUUUGGGGUUUGGCACUAGAAGAAGAAGAAGAAGAAGAAGAGUCGACAGAAGAAUCAACAGAGCUUGCGCCCAGUAGCAGGUUUGCCGACGUCCUGCAGCGUGCGGGAAGGUCCGUCUGCUACGUGGGAAAACGCUGCGACAUCAGCUUACACGCAGCCCAUCAGCAGUGGCACAGCUCGGACAGAGAGGUUGUGGCCUCUUUCCGAAGACAGCGCAAGUGUCCCUUCUUCUCCGUGCUCAGGUUGUCUUCCUUCAUCAACGUACCUCCUCGUCAAGACUACAAGGUGCGCCGGUGUCUUCAGGACAUGUGCGUUGUGUUUGCCGGACCACUUCCUGCCGGCUUCUCCGAGAGAGAAGUAAGGCGACUGUUCCGCUGCUGUGGAUCGGUCAGGACUGUCAAAAUGCUGACGACCACACACAGACUUCAUGCUGUGGUGGAGUUCAAACUACUGGAAGGAGCUGAGCUAGCACUACAAAUACUGAACGGUGCCACUGUGCAGGGACACACCAUUAAGGUCCAGAGACCGGUCAGCGAGUCCACGCUAGACUUCGACCUUAAUCUGGAGGCGCUGAUGAGCGACGGCGUCAACACGCGCCGGCUGUACGCGCUCAAGCUAAGCUCCCACGCAAGCGCCAACGGGCACGCGGCCGACGGCAAAUUGGCAGUGAACGGCCGUGCGUCCGGGUCGCUUCCCGUCAAGAAACGCCAGCUGAGCGAGGAGACGCUGACGCGGACGUUCAGCCGCUUCGGCGCCGUGGAAAGAAUCCACCUGAUGGGCAAACCCGGAAAGCGAGCCAGACAUGCCUACAUACAUUUUGAAUGUUCAGAGGCGAAACAGGCGGCCAUGGAUUCCUCCGAGGCCCUCUGGCAGGAGGAGUACGUCACAUGUCCGGCGCUGACCCCCGUCCCGAUGGAUGAAGACGGUCCACACGAGUUCAGAGGCCAAACCGACCCGGGACCUCAGGACGUGGCAAUGUGUCACAUGAUGAAAAAGCUUGACGCACGCUUGGGCAAACUCUUCACGUCUCUCCCAGAAUGCACCUUGUCUGCCGUGCUGCUGCUCCCUCACAACAGUGCGACAGAACCCGCAUCACUUGGUCUGUGCCUUUUGGAUAUCAAACGUGGAAAGUGCAAUCGCGCUGUCACGUGACACUACUUCCUGCAUCCCGGGCGGCCACUUCCUGCAGCCACUAGACUUUUCAAAAUAAAGCGAACGCACAUCUCCAAGGAUAUAAAUGUCACCAUCGUGAAAAAUGUUUUAAUGUACUGCAGAAUAAGUCUGUAAGUAUCAUACAAGUGUAAUAAAAGUCAAAUAAAAAGUACUGCAAUAUCCGGCCUACAGAGCGCACCUGGAUAUAAGCCUCACUCUGUAAAGGAAAUGCCAUUUGGUACACACAUACGCCGCAGUUGUGUAAAAGUUGCAAGUACCCAUAUUGAAACACGAGAUAUUUACAAAGAAAGAUGGUACACAGAGAGUUUAACGCUAAUGCUAGCGCCGCGCUAACUUAAAAAAACCCAAAAAACAUACCAGUAAGAAUCACUGAAACACGGCAGUAACACACUCGCACAGCGCUAACUAGGCCGGACGGGUAAAAGUCACUUCCUCGGCACAUAUAUUCCACCGGUCUCACUCAUACCUUUUCCGCUCGAGUG
Messenger RNA from Syngnathoides biaculeatus (alligator pipefish), 2975 nucleotides. RefSeq names its product RNA exonuclease 5-like. The transcript is spliced from 18 exons. The record is from RefSeq and is a predicted model, not a curated record. The coding region runs from base 109 to 2472 and encodes 787 amino acids. Gene Ontology annotation, molecular function: RNA binding; exonuclease activity. Gene Ontology annotation, cellular component: nucleus. Lineage: Eukaryota; Metazoa; Chordata; Actinopteri; Syngnathiformes; Syngnathidae.